UUUCAUUUUCGCUUCAGCAAAAUCGAAGUUUCAGGAGAAGAGGUCCUACUUGGAAUCAAGUCGGGCGCCUUCUUGGGCAGGUGUCAUCGCACAUAUUCAGUUAAGGAUGUCCCAUUCACAAAACACCCAUCCUGGGAGUGCACACCUUGUGCAGGAUUCAUUUAUCACAAGAGCUGCUGAUGAUAAAGACGGACCAGCAGGCGCUGAAGGGGGAGCGUCAAGCACUGGAGCUUCCACUGAGCAUCAUGGGCCACCAGGAAGCUCAAAGAUUACAAUGGCAUCUGCUGGUAAUGGAAGUGAUGAUGUAAAUAACCUGACAGAUGAAUUUAGUGGCAUGGAACUUAAAACUCAAAAAACAUUACAGGAAAGGCAACAGUCACAUUCACUUCCAGCUGAUCCAGGUUCAAAAUCACAAGAGGCAAGUACAAGUCAAAACAGAGACAAUGUUUUUGAUGGAGAGGAAGAAUCACCUCAUGAUGACAGGCCACAAACAUUGGACAAACCCAGUUCUGAAGACAGCCAUAAGACUGAUAAGUUCUCUCACAAAACACCUGAGGCUGCUGAAGAUUCAGGUUGA
This is a messenger RNA of Haliotis rubra (blacklip abalone), 577 nucleotides long. RefSeq lists its product as uncharacterized. The record is from RefSeq and is a predicted model, not a curated record. The coding region runs from base 107 to 577 and encodes 156 amino acids. Lineage: Eukaryota; Metazoa; Mollusca; Gastropoda; Lepetellida; Haliotidae. The transcript has 3 exons.